GAUAGCUCUACGCUCGGCCAUCGCUAUUCCUAUCGGGGCGCUCGUGAGAAUUCUCGGCAGUUGAAAAUUUUUCGUCGUACUCUCGUAACAACAAAGGCGAAUCCGAAAAUCCGAUACGUUUCAGAGUCGCAAAUCGCAAUCGCAGUUAAGCACUAAACGCAAGCAAAACACAGGCAAGCGCAGAAUCCCACUGAUUCUCGCACUAAGCCCAACAAAACCGGAAGGAUCUCCAUUCCACUCCACAACAACAACAGCAGCAGCAGCAGGAGCAACUAUAGCCUCAGCAGCACCAUCGUCAUCAUCGGAUGAUAACGUAACGAAGGAGCCGCAGCACUUCCAGCGUCCAGCGGACAUCGCAAACAAGUAAAUUACCAUUUCUCUCAUUUUAUCAGAACAGAAAUCUGCAAGCCAAGUACUACUACUACUACUUCUACUACCAAAUCAAAUCAAAGCAAUCCAAUCCAAUCCAAUCUAAUCGAAUCAAUGUCUAAGUAUCCAAAAUUGCAUAAGAGUCGCACUCGCAGUCGCGUAUGCGCCCGCCGGACAGAGCCUGUUCCGCUUGCAUUUCUUGCCGCCCAUCCCGCUUGGUUGGAGCUCCGGCUCCCAAAAUCCGAUUGGUGGUGUCUGGUCCGUGGGUCAAGGAGCCAGCGCCAGCCAAGUCAGGGCAGCGCAAGAAAUUUCGCUAGACUCUCGAUUAUCGAUUCUUGUUUCUGACAAGCGCCAAGCCGAACAGAACCGAAACGAACCGAACAGCAGAUCCAAAAAGAACCGAAAAACAGAAAAAGUUAACUGAAUACUGAAAGCAUACUCUGAUAUUGUGUAUACAUAGAUCAUCACUACAUCCCCAUCCGACAUGUCGGCGGCCCGCCUGCCCUACUAUCAGCAGGAUCAGGAGGACAAUCACCACCAGCAGCUGCAGCGGCGCGCCGGGCGAGGCCAUCAGCGCGGCUACCAUGACCGUGGCUCCGGCGGAUCCUCCAGGCGGGAGCGCAGCCGCUACAGUCGCAGCCUUUCGCGUUCUCGCAGUCGCAGUCGUAGCCGCUCUGCGGAGCGCUCUGGCCAGCGCCGCCGCCGCCAGGAGCAGCAGCGACAGCCGUCCCGCCACCACAGGGAUCGCGACUCCAGAGAUCGCUCAAGAGAUCGCUCCAGGGAUCGCUCCAGGGAUCGAUCCAGGGACCGCUCCAGGGAUCGCGACCGGGAGUACUCGAGGCGCUCGAGCCACUACCGCCGCUCGGAAUCGCCGGCCUCUGGCCCUGGCCACAUGUCCGGAUCCAGCAGCAACCACAACAGCCAGCGUAGGGGCAACCUGCCAUCGUCCUCCGGCAGAGCGGAGCUGAGUGCCGUACAGAAGGCAGCCGCUGCAGCUGCCGCCGCCGCUGAUCAAGUGCAAUUGGCCGGCAAGAACAUGACUGCCGCUGCCGCCGCCUCCGCAGUGGGUGCCUACUAUAACCUCGAUACCGACGAGCCCUUCGACAAGGAGCGCAUCCACCGCGAGAUGGAGCAGAAGCUGCGCGAAGCACUGGCCAGGGAGGGCAAAGUGUAUCCGCCACCUAAGCCGGAGCCGCCUUCGCAUCCCGUGUUCGCCAACGAUGGCUCGUUCAUGGAGCUGUUCAAGAAGUUGCAGGAGGGACAGAAGCAGCAGGUUGGCAAUCAGCCAAUGCAGCAGCCAGCUGUGAUGGAGGAGCUGCAGCAGCAGCAAUUGGCAUCGCCGGAGGCCUCCACAGCGCCCGCGCUGCCGGCCAUUGCUGUAGGCGCAGCCAGCAGCGCUGCCGCUCCAUACAUAGCUGCCGCGGCGGCCGGCAAGUCGGCGCCGCCUCCUCCGCUAGUGGGACGGCGACGCGGCGGAAAGGUCCUGAAGACUGGCGUUGUGGCCAAGCUGAAGACCACCAACGAGAGCGAUGUGGACCCGAAGGACUUCUGGUCGUUGUACCUGGCCGAGGUCAAUAAAUACAAGAGCAACGCCUGCGAUACGGACAACGGCAAGCGGCCGCUGGUCAAGUAGUGGCCGAAACAGUGCCCACACCUCGUAGAAACAUGUACUUGAACGCAGGCAGAGCAACAAACGUGAACUCCCCAGCUGCAAAUUCGAUUCUGAUUCGACCAAAUACCAACCAUUCUCCCGCACACUCGAGACACACACAUCCGCAUUCACUGAGAUAAAGCAAACCCAGUCCCUUUUGAAGAUUUUGUACACGAGAAAAAGCAAGCACAGAUCCGUAGCUUAUAGAUUUAUAUAGAUAUUGGAGGGCUUUCGAGCUGCAAGCGCGAGCAGUGUAAUUUGUAUUUUUUUCACACGGGUCGAGACGGACUAGAUAGACGCUGCCCAGAUCGACAUACACUUAAUAAAAUAAUCGUAGCCUUAAAUGAUAAGCCAUAAACUUAGCAGAUCCCUACGAGAUGUAUCUCUCUAUAUAUAAUAUGAUAUAUACCGCUCAUUAAGCAACCGCAAACGUGAAGAACUAA
Molecule: messenger RNA, 2463 nt
Organism: Drosophila biarmipes
Lineage: Eukaryota; Metazoa; Arthropoda; Insecta; Diptera; Drosophilidae
Product: serine/threonine-protein kinase prpf4B
Exons: 3
Coding region: 854-2002 (382 amino acids)
Molecular function (GO): 3'-5' exonuclease activity; 5'-3' exonuclease activity
Source: RefSeq, a predicted model, not a curated record